GCCUAAUUUGAGACGGGGGACUAUUUAUCGACAAUCUUCUUAUCGACUUUCGCGCCAAAACAUAAAAACACAUCUGUUCAAGUCUAGGGUUUGAAAAAUACACACACUAAUUAUGAUCAAUUGAGACGACAAUCUGCACUACGACACUUUAAUCAAGCCACAAAAUGCAAGAAUCAACAACUCCACCGGCGCCGUCGAGUUCUCCGGCUCUGAUAAGGCCGAUAAACAAAGGCGUGGUUCACAAAAUUUGCGCCGGACAAGUGAUUCUCGACCUCUCGUCGGCGGUGAAGGAGCUGGUUGAGAACAGCUUAGACGCCGGCGCUACCAGCAUCGAGAUCUCGUUGCGAGAUUACGGUGAAGAGUCGUUUCAGGUUGUGGAUAACGGUUGCGGCAUUUCACCAAACAACUUCAAGGUUUUGGCACUUAGGCAUCAUACUUCAAAGUUAGCAGAGUUUCAUGAUCUUCAAUCCUUGACAACAUUUGGCUUUAGAGGGGAGGCGCUCAGUUCACUUUGUUCUUUAGGAAAUUUGACUAUUGAAACUAGAACAAAGAAUGAAGCCGUGGCUACUCUCUUGACCUUUGAUCGGACAGGUUUGUUAAUAAAAGAAGAAAAAACAGCACGUAAAAUAGGUUCUACUGUCAUGGUUAAGAAGUUGUUCGCCAAUUUGCCGGUGAGAAGCAAAGAAUUUCAUCGCAACAUCCGCAAGGAAUAUGGAAAGCUUGUUUCUUUACUAAAUGCCUAUGCCCUUAUUGCGAAAGGUGUAAGGAUAGUUUGCAGUAACACGACUGGUAAGAACACAAAGUCUGUGGUACUUAAAACGCAGGGAAGUGGAUCCCUUAAAGAUAACAUAAUUACAGUGUUUGGCAUGGACACCUUUUCCAGCUUGGAGCCCAUAAGCUUAUGUAUAUCAGGGGGUUGCAAGUUGGAUGGGUUUCUUUCAAAGCCUGGAUAUGGUAGUGGACGAUAUAUGAGUGACCGCCAAUUUUUUUUUGUUAAUGGUCGGCCGGUUGAUAUGCCUAAAGUUGGAAAGCUUGUGAAUGAGUUAUAUAAAGGUGCAAACUCCCGCCAAUUUCCAAUCGCAAUAUUGGAUUUUACUCUUCCAUCUAGAGCUUGUGAUGUCAAUGUAACACCUGAUAAAAGAAAAAUAUUUUUUUCUGAGGAAAGUACCAUCUUUGACUCGUUAAGAGAAGCCUUACAAAAUAUUUAUUCACCUGGACAUGUGAGUUUCUCUGUCAAUAGAUGUGCGAAUCUCAGUAAGCGUGAUGACUGCUCACAGUUUUCACCCAAGAAGUUCUCCAUGAAAUGCAGUGAUUCAAUUAAAGAAGCAGAUAACAAGGAACAAUUGGAAAUUGGUGGAAUCGAUCACACAACUAUUAAAGAAGGAAAGAGCAGAUCAUUGGUUGCAGAGGUUAUCGACAUUGAUGAUCCUCUGGAGGCUGGUAUUCGUAAUAGGCAGCCCAUGCAUCAUGUUGGUAGUAGUAAAAUCGCUCAACAUGCUCCACUGCUUUCAGGCGAAGCAAAAACACCUGUUGUUGACAACAUAAAUUCAUCAGGUCGUGCAAGUAUCAUCCAGUCGUCCCUUUCAAAUUUUAUUACAGUUAAUAAAAGAAAACAUGAAAGUAUCAGUGCUGCAUUCACUGAGACCCCUCUUCUUAGAGGCGGAUCUGUUAUACAUCAGUCAAAGAAAAUCAGUCCUCAAAUUUCCACUUUAUUAUCAAAAUCUAUGGUGGAGUCCAAUGAGAAUGAAGGUGCCAAUGUGGUCAAAAAUAUUGGCCUUGGACCUUCUAGGAAAUGUGGACCAGAAAGAGUGUGCAAUGAAACUGAUGAAAAAUCUUCUGGGGGCACUGGGAACAACAGAGUAUAUGGACAAGAGUUGGUGAUUCAAGAGGAACAUCUGCCCUUAGCUGAUUCAGUAUUACCUGUUACAACUACCAAUAACGUCACUAACGAGUCAAUGGGUACACUAGCUACGCCUGUGCUAGUGCAGUCUUCUGGGUUAGCUGCAAAUUCUUCAGUGAGUUCUGCGCGAAAUACAGGUUUUACAUUGAACUUCAGUUUUAAAGACCUAAAGUUGAGAAGGGAUCAGAGACUGUCUAGAUUAAAAGACAUCAGUACUUCUAAAGAAAGAGCCCAGUCUGAAACGUGCUAUGAUGCUGCAACGCUAAUAUCAUCCAAACUUGGGAAUAUUGAUGAAAAAGAAGCAGCUUUAGCAGCCGCUACCAAUGAGCUAGAAAGGCAUUUUAACAAAAAAGACUUUGGUCGAAUGAAGGUGAUUGGUCAAUUCAAUCUGGGCUUUAUCAUUGGCAAGUUAGAUAAGGACCUGUUUAUUGUAGAUCAGCAUGCUGCAGAUGAGAAAUACAAUUAUGAGAGGCUCUCUCUAUCUACAAUUUUGAAUCAACAGCCAUUGCUCCGACCAAUGAGUUUGGAAUUAUCUCCUGAAGAAGAAGUAGUUGUUACAAUGAACAUGGAUAUCCUCAGAAAAAAUGGAUUCGCUUUGGAAGAGGACUUCAAUGCUCCUUUAGGGCAACGAUUUAAACUAAAAGCCGUUCCUUUUAGUAAGAACAUAACUUUCGGAGUUGUAGAUGUAAAGGAGCUCAUCUCUAUUCUUACCGAUAGUCAAGGUGAAUGUUCGAUGAUUGGUAGUUACAGGAUGGACACUGCAGAUUCAGUAUGUCCACCUAGAGUUCGUUCAAUGCUAGCUUCGCGUGCCUGUAGAUCAUCGGUUAUGAUUGGAGCUUCACUUUCUAGAAACGAGAUGCAAAAGAUACUUAAACAUUUGACUGACCUAAAGUCUCCGUGGAACUGUCCACAUGGAAGACCAACAAUGCGUCACUUAGUUGACCUAGCAAGUUUACACAGAGAGUGGAAUCCCGAAGAUGGAGAUCUGUAACGUAGGAAACCUGUAGUUGGUAGGUUCAGGGCCUGUAAUGUUAAACUUAUUUACUCAUCUGAUUAUGGUACAUAAUAGUCUCACCUUGUGCUGUAUACAGAGAAUACAAGUCCAGCCUCUUUGCAAAUUGGGAUUUGUAUUCUUGUUUUUACGGUGCCUUGCCUUGUUUCUCUGUUGAGAUGAAAACAGAAGUAAUAGAGUUUAGUAAAUAGAAAAAUUCAGCCCUUGUAUCCA
Molecule: messenger RNA, 3125 nt
Organism: Daucus carota subsp. sativus
Lineage: Eukaryota; Viridiplantae; Streptophyta; Magnoliopsida; Apiales; Apiaceae
Product: DNA mismatch repair protein PMS1
Exons: 11
Coding region: 165-2891 (908 amino acids)
Biological process (GO): mismatch repair
Cellular component (GO): MutLalpha complex
Molecular function (GO): mismatched DNA binding; ATP-dependent DNA damage sensor activity; ATP hydrolysis activity
Source: RefSeq, a predicted model, not a curated record